Messenger RNA from Scomber japonicus (chub mackerel), 4845 nucleotides. RefSeq names its product nuclear receptor subfamily 5, group A, member 2 (gene nr5a2). The transcript has 7 exons. The coding region runs from base 1826 to 3397 and encodes 523 amino acids. Lineage: Eukaryota; Metazoa; Chordata; Actinopteri; Scombriformes; Scombridae. Gene Ontology annotation, molecular function: zinc ion binding; nuclear receptor activity; RNA polymerase II cis-regulatory region sequence-specific DNA binding. The record is from RefSeq and is a predicted model, not a curated record. Gene Ontology annotation, cellular component: RNA polymerase II transcription regulator complex. Gene Ontology annotation, biological process: tissue development; regulation of transcription by RNA polymerase II; hormone-mediated signaling pathway.
UCCUUUUCUGUUCGUGGUGAUUUUAUUCCAUAUUAUACGAUAACACCACCACCUAACAGGCCAUUACAUAUGAAAUGUGUGAUUCCCUGCGAUCAUUUUAAUCUUCCUUUGUGUGUGUGUGUGUGUGUGUGUGUGUGUGUGUGUGUGCCCUCUGCGACCCUACAAGUAUUUCUGGCGGCCUGCUCUGUGACUUUUCCGCAUCUCCUGUUAGUCCUCACCGGCUCGGGUCGAUGAAAAGAAAACACUGUGUUUAAGUGAACUAAAAUAAGUGUAUCUGCUUGUGUGUUUGUGUUGGGUUAGGUACCGGGGGCAUUAAGGGGACGUAGCCGCGGAAGCACUUUUUUUUCUUUGUAUAUUUAAUUUGAAAUGGGCCAAAUAGUGUGAGUCUGACGUCACAUCACUAAUUGAUCCCAACUCAGCCAAUUACUGAUAAAAAUUCAGAAGCAGAGGUAUAAUUUAUUGCGUAAGGGGAAGAUUUGAUCUGAAGAUAAAGGACAUUUUAAGCCUGAGGCCGGUGCAGCUCACACAAAAUUGAACAAACAAAACCAAAAGCUUCUAAUGCUACAGAGGUUGUUUUACAGGGGUUAUUUUAAUUUAUAUUGGCCUUACGCAGAAUAUACCAUGUCAUUCACCUGCAUUAUAAAAUGGGAUAACCCAGAAAGAAAGAAAGAAAGAUUACUCAAUUUUAUUUUAGAUUCUUUUAAAAUGUAAUUUUAAUGAGUGUAGGAACAUUAGUUACCAUAAGUGUAAUUGAAUUGUACUGGAUUACCACAGAAACAUAGGACAGGGUGCAAAAACUGAUUAUUAUGGUUUAUUAAAUUUAGCAAUAAAGGUAUCCUGUAUACAGAUAAAUAGUUUCAUCAAAAACGUGCGUGUGCUGCAAUAAUGUUCUUGUAUUAACACUCUUCAACCCACAUACCUUUAGCGCAGCUUCUGCGCUCUGUGCGCUCACGGGGAGUCUGCUUUCACAUGCAGUUGCAUCACCUCGCUUGAUUUCCUUGUUCUCCCUUCGCUUUUAAAGUCCAUCAUUAACGGGAUUAAACAGCUGAGAUUUUGGAGAGAUGGAACUGGAGGGUUUGAGGCGAUGUUUCCCGGUCUCCUCGCCUGAUUGGACCGGGGAAAGAUGAUGUCAGACGACCGCAUGCGUCCCGGAUUGGAGAGAGCGGAGUAAACAAAGCCGCGAGGAGGAGGAGGAGGAGAGGUCUCCACAUCUCAAGACAGUCCGAGCGACACGCCGAAUCCGACUUUACGCACAAGAGAGGGCGGCCCCGGCGGCGCGUACUCGUCUGGUAAAGGCUGAAAGUUAUUGGGUCCGACUUUAUUGGGUGACGCGCAAAAAAAGACUUUGGGAAAAGGCAAAAGGAAACUUAUCAUCGUCUUUUAAUCCGGACGCUGUGCAGUUGUGUCAGUUCAGUAAGAGAUUGAUUCCCAACUCAGCACGCAGCUUCCCUUAAUAAGUACCGAAGGGAUCUCUCGUCUGUGCUUUGCUUUAUUAUUGUGUUUUUUGCACAAAAGCAAUUUUGUAAAUUAAAUUUGAAGUUGAAUCAGGGCAGAUACACACCGCCAAUACAACCCGGCUGUUUGGAGACAGUGUGAAUCGUGCGAAUCACGCUCUAUAUUCAUAGCAUGGUAAGAUAAUUGGAGGACAGAGAGCGAGAGAGAGAGAGAGGGAGAGAGAGAGAGGGAGAAAGACAGAAAGUAAGAAAUAGACAGCUAAAACGACACUUGGGACAAUUUGAGCUGUGUUUGUGGGAACGUCUGCCUCUCACGUCCAGGUGUCCCGCCGAGCGGUGCGGAGUCUCCAGCUCAGGCCGGCAGCGCUGACAUGCUGCCCAAAGUCGAGACUGAAUCCCUGGGACUCUCUCGAUCGUAUGGCGAACAAAGGCACAUGCCAAGAAACAUGCAAGCCCCCCAGUUAAAAAUGAUGGACUACUCUUAUGACGAAGACUUGGACGAGAUGUGUCCGGUGUGCGGAGACAAGGUUUCAGGGUAUCACUACGGACUCCUGACAUGCGAGAGUUGCAAGGGCUUCUUCAAGCGCACCGUCCAGAACAACAAGCGCUACACAUGCAUAGAGAACCAGAGCUGCCAGAUUGACAAGACCCAGAGGAAGCGCUGCCCAUACUGCCGCUUCCAAAAGUGCCUCACCGUCGGCAUGAAGCUAGAAGCUGUACGGGCGGAUCGCAUGCGUGGCGGUCGCAACAAGUUCGGCCCAAUGUACAAACGUGACCGGGCCCUUAAACAACAAAAGAAGGCACUGAUCCGAGCAAACGGCCUAAAGAUUGAGGCCAUGACCCAGGUGAUGCAAGCCGUGCCCACCGACCUCACCAUCUCAUCAGCUAUCCAGAACAUCCACUCAGCUGCCUCCAAGGGCCUUCCACUGAGCCACCAUGCUGGCCACCACCCUGGUCACCAUCACCACCACCAUCAUCAUCAUCAUGCCACCGCCCUUCCCCCCACAGACUAUGACCGCAGCCCGUUCGUCACUUCACCUGUCAGCAUGGCAAUGCCGCCACAUGCUGGCAGCCUGCAGGGCUACCAGGCAGCCUACGGACACUUCCAGGGCACACGCACCAUCAAGUCUGAGUACCCAGACCCAUACACUAGCUCGCCGGAGUCCAUUAUGGGCUACGCCUACGUUGAUGCCUACCAGUCAGGCUCGCCACCCAGCUUCCCCCACCUGAUCGUAGAGCUGCUCAAGUGUGAGCCGGAUGAGCCACAAGUUCAGGCCAAGAUCCUGGCCUAUCUGCAGCAGGAGCAGGCCAGCCGGGGAAAGCACGAGAAGCUCAACACCUUCGGUCUCAUGUGCAAGAUGGCUGACCAGACACUCUUCUCCAUCGUGGAGUGGGCACGCAGCAGCAUCUUCUUCCGUGAAUUGAAGGUGGACGACCAGAUGAAGCUUCUGCAGAACUGUUGGAGUGAACUUCUCAUUCUCGACCAUGUCUUCCGGCAGGUGGUACAUGCCAAGGAGGGCUCCAUCUUAUUGGUCACAGGCCAGCAGGUGGACUAUGCAGUGAUUGCAUCACAGGCAGGAGCCACCCUCAACAACCUGUUGAGCCACGCCCAGGAGCUGGUUGCCAAACUACGCUCCCUGCAGCUGGACCAACGGGAGUUUGUCUGCCUCAAGUUCCUGGUCCUCUUCAGCUUGGAUGUGAAGAACCUGGAGAACUUCCAUUUGGUAGAAAGCGUCCAGGAGCAGGUCAACGCAGCACUGCUGGACUACGUCAUGUGUAACUACCCGCAGCAAACGGACAAGUUUGGCCAGCUGCUCCUCCGGCUGCCUGAGAUUCGAGCCAUCAGCUUGCAGGCCGAAGAAUACCUUUACUAUAAACACCUGAAUGGCGACGUGCCCUGCAACAACCUGCUCAUCGAAAUGCUACAUGCCAAGAGAGCCUAGGAGGGGGACUGCGCUACCCACAAUGCAGCUGUAUGGACACCUUAAGAGGUUUUGCUGUGGCCCAAAAACUCCCAAAUAAUGCUUUUACCAAACUCAACCUCCAGCCCAGACAUGACUGUGCCAUGAUGUGGAGGGUGGAGAAUGGAGAAUGUUGGCAACUCUUGUUUAUAUUCAGCUCAUUUUGAUCUUUCAAUUUACCACUUGAAAUAGUGAUUUGGACAAACACACCUGCACAUGUGCAUACACAUAAACAGCAUAUGGAUCCCUUUAUUCCGGAAAAAAAUAAAGAGUCUGAAAGAAGAGCCGCUCCUCCUCAACCACACAGAAAAAGACAAUAUUUAAAAGGACAAAAAAGAAAAACACUUGAAACAAACACUGCAUUUGACUCUAUGAGAUGGUAUCUAAUCGUCUGCACGAGCACAGACUAUCAAGAUUAGCAGGCUGCAGCUUACAGAGGUAACAACCCUUCAGUGUUUUAGUGCUGGUGACACUGUUAGAGGCUUUCUGUGCUGAGAAAGGAAGCUGUGUGACACCGCAAAUCUUUCAGACAGCUUUGUGACAAGAGCGGUGGUUUGUUUCGGUCGACGAUCCUCCGGUGUGCUCACGGACCUCACUGAGACGGGCUUUUAGGCUGUCGUUGGUACUGUGAAGACAAACAGACAUGCCAGGCUAGAGACUCUUACCUGCCAUCAUGUCUGUUUUUUGAACUCACACGAGACGCCUGCCACGGCAGCUUGACCUGACUGAAAAGGGAGAACUGAUGGAUAAAAAAACAAUGGUCUAAAAAGAAAUGUCCUUUCAUGAACAAAAUGAUAAAUAGGCCAGUAAGAAGAAAAAUGAGAUGUUUUUGUUCUCUUGUAAUGGACGUCAUUUACUCCUCGUGGUCACCUUGUGGUUCCCCUUUCUUAUUUCACAUCUCCGAAUCAUCUUAAACUAUGUACCUCAGAAAGACCAGUGUUAAAUAAAUUCAAUUAAUAAUGUCGGCUGAAACAAUUGUAUUUAUAGCCAUUUUUUUCUGCAAAAAACACACCCUCCCUUUUAUUAUUUCAUCAAAACUGGAACAAAACAAAGCGUUAUUCUGGAGACGCAGAAGGAUUUAAUCUGCCUUUGUCCUGGAAAGACCAAAGCCUGCUGCAGAACAGAAGAAGGAAAUUACAAAAAACCCUUUAUAAUCAGUAUUAUAACAGAAGAAAAAAAAAAAGAUUUGUGAUGUCACAGUUAUGUGAGUCUUGCCUUAUUUCAUUACCAUGCUAGCUAAACCGUGCAGAUGUGAAUGAAAAUAUGUACAAAUAUAUAUAUAAAGUAUUAAUGUUGUAAAAAUUUAAAAAAAGAAUAAUUCAACAGGUGUUUACAUUCAUGUGGUCAUAUGGGAGAGAACUGUGAUGAAGCAUAAAUUGCAAAGCAAUGAUUUCCUAAAAAAUGAAAUCGAUGAAAUGAAAAAAAAAAGA